Molecule: messenger RNA, 1230 nt
Organism: Penicillium digitatum Pd1
Lineage: Eukaryota; Fungi; Ascomycota; Eurotiomycetes; Eurotiales; Aspergillaceae
Gene: pex13
Product: peroxin PEX13
Biological process (GO): protein import into peroxisome matrix, docking
Cellular component (GO): peroxisome; peroxisomal importomer complex; peroxisomal membrane
Molecular function (GO): protein binding
Source: RefSeq, a predicted model, not a curated record
AUGACUACCACAACCAACCCCGCAGUCUCAACGUCCACUACCCCCGACCUUCCCUCCCGUCCCAGCGCUCUCAACUCCGUAGUCAGCAACACCGCCUCCAACUACUCGCCGUAUGGAGCCUCGCGCCUUGGAACAGGCGUGUACGGAUCUACAUAUGGUGGUAUGGGUGCCAUGGGAUCCCCCUACUCCCGCUUCGGCUCCAUGGGCGGCAUGGGCUCCAUGUACGGAGGCGGUGGUUAUGGAGGCUACGGAGGUGGCAUGUAUGGUGGCAUGGGCGCUAUAGGGGGGAUGUACGGCGGCAUGCCGGGACAAGAUCCCAAUGAUCCGAACAGCCUGACGAACUCGUUUGGACAGAGCACUCAGGCCACUUUCCACAUGAUUGAAAAUAUCGUCGGUGCGUUUGGUGGCUUUGCUCAGAUGCUCGAGAGCACGUACAUGGCUACGCACAGUUCCUUCUUUGCAAUGGUCUCGGUCGCAGAACAACUUGGAAACCUGCGCACCACCCUCGGCUCAGCCCUGGGUAUUUUCACUCUCAUUCGGUGGUUCCGCACCUUGAUCGCUAAGCUUACAGGACGUCCCCCGCCAGCUGAUGCGACCGCCCUGACCCCCGCUGCCUUUGCGGCUUUCAUGGGUGGCCGCGCGACACUCCCCGAUGGCACGCCGGCUCCCGCCAAACCAUCCAAGAAGCCCUUCUUCAUGUUCCUGAUUGCCCUCUUUGGCCUCCCCUACCUCAUGGGCAAGCUCAUCAAGACCAUGGCCCGAUCCCAGGAGGAAGAGACGAAGCGCCGCCAACUCGUCGGCCCCAACGGCGAGCCGGGCUCAGCAUCGCUCGACCCGUCCAAGCUGGACUUCUGUCGUGUUCUCUACGACUACACCCCCGAGACCCAGGAGAGCAACGGCAUCGACCUGGCUGUGAAGAAGGGCGAUAUCGUCGCCGUCCUCAGCAAGUCUGAUCCGAUGGGCAAUGCCUCCGAGUGGUGGCGUUGCCGUGCCCGCGACGGCCGCGUCGGAUAUCUCCCCGGUCCAUACCUGGAGACCAUCCAGCGCCGGCCCAGUCAGAAGGCCAUCACCGCAGGCAGCGAGCCUGCUUCUCGCACCACUACCAUGAAGAGCGACCCUGUGGCCGAAGGUCGCACACAGAGCCUGCCAUCUCUGAGCAAGCCCGAGAUUAACAGUAAGAUUGGUGAUAUCUCGCCUGAGAGCUUCCAGAAGAGUACUUUCUACUCAUGA